Messenger RNA from Neurospora tetraspora, 1553 nucleotides. RefSeq names its product Eisosome component PIL1-domain-containing protein. The record is from RefSeq and is a predicted model, not a curated record. Lineage: Eukaryota; Fungi; Ascomycota; Sordariomycetes; Sordariales; Sordariaceae. The coding region runs from base 25 to 1101 and encodes 358 amino acids. Gene Ontology annotation, molecular function: lipid binding. Gene Ontology annotation, cellular component: plasma membrane; eisosome filament. Gene Ontology annotation, biological process: endocytosis; eisosome assembly. The transcript has 3 exons.
ACCUAGUGAAAACAACCUACCACCAUGUCCCGCAAGAGCAUCGACAGCAGUCGCUCUCCAAGCUUGUGGAACCGAGCACUCUCCAUCCGCUCCAACAACCGGAGCGGCGGCGGCGGCGCCUCCACCGGCGCCUCCUCCCACCACCACAGUUCUCGCCGGGGCUUCAGCCUCUCCUCUCUCCGGGGCACCAUCCAACCCGAGCUCUCCAAAAAGCUCUACCGUCUAAUCAAGUCCGAAAACAACCUGAUCUCCGCGCACGAGACGGCCGCCAAGGAGCGCCUCUCGAUCGCCCAACAACUCUCAGAAUGGGGCGAGCAGACGACGGACGAAGGGAUCAGCGACAUCAGCGACAAGGUCGGGGUGAUCCUGUCGGAGCUGGGCGAGCAGGAGGACAACUACGCGCACGCGCUGGACGAGAGCCGCGGCACGCUGAAAACCAUUCGUAACACGGAGAAGAGCGUGCAGCCGAGCCGGGACGGCAAGAACAAGAUCGCGGACGAGAUCGCCAAGCUGAAGGCCAAGGAGCCCGAGAGCACGAGGCUGGUGGUGCUGGAGCAGGAGCUGGUUAGGGCCGAGGCGGAGAAUCUGGUUGCGGAGGCGCAGUUGACGAAUAUUACCCGUCAAAAACUCAAAGAAGCCUACACAGCCGAAUUCCUCGCCACCAUCGAGCGCGCCGAGAAGCAAAUCAUCCUCGCCCGGCACGGCCUGCGUCUGCUCAACCUCCUCGACGACACCCCCAUCGUCCCGGGCGACUCGCAGAUCCCGUACACGCAAGGUCACCAAGCCAGGCAAAUUCUCAACGAUACCGAAGACGAUCUGCGGGACUGGCGGCCCACGACGACGGCGGCGGCUUUGGACGAGGACGCCAAGUAUGUUACUAGCAACUCGCCUCCUCCGACGGUCCAGCAGCAUGCCCAGCAGCCCCAGGCUUCGCAGCCGAGGAACGCUGCUGCGCCUGAUCAGCAAUUGCAGCAGGUACCGCAGCAGCAGCUGAAUGAGAAGGAAGUGGAUGGUGCGAGUUUGACGCAUACUGAGACGAAUACGACUGGGAAUGGGAGUGUGGUAGGGGGUAAUCAGGAGGUGCAGACGACUGCUGCUUGAUUUUUGCGUGUCUUUGAUGAUGCUUUUACCCGAGUCUGUUUCAGCUCUAUGAUACCGAGUUUGUUUUGUUUAUCGAGUGUUCGAGGGACUUAUACCUAUUUCAAGUUGAUGGGAAGCAACAUGUUUUAAGUCUUGACCAGAAUUCAACAACUUUUACCAGUAUUCAGUCCACAUAACACCAUGGUAUUUGAUAAGAUACAGUACCCUCUUCCAACAGAGCUUAUGACAACUUGAAACAUACCGUAACUCGAACCCUGAUCACUUCAAAAUAUCAUCAAUCCUUUUGACAUCAUUCAACUCCAAUCAUCAUGACCCUCGACUCUAAACAGUAGCCGUAACCCUCCUUAUACUCUUCCUCGCACCCUCACCUGUCACCAUAACAGCACCCUCCAUCUCCAGCGCCCUCAUAACCUCCGAAAACUCCGCCGGCUCAACUUGCACACCCGCCCCCU